AUGGGCGCGCAUAAGGGAAGCUUCCGCACCCUAGCGGAGGGCGUGGACAGCUUGUCCGACACGAAGGAAGAACAGACCAUUUUCCUCUACCCGGGCAUUUACCACGAGCAGGUGUUCAUCACACCGCUCGCGGGUCCACUAGUGCUACAAGGUUACACCUGUAACUCGGAGUCGUAUGACGACAACCAGGUCACGAUUACCCAGGCGAAGGCACAAAGAGACAUUCCGCUCAAUGUGACUGGAGACCGCAACUGGCCGACCAGCACUUUGGGUCUCGCGGCGAGCAACAUCAAAAUGUACAACCUCAACGUGGCCAACACGGCCGGUAAAAUUGGUGGCAAGGUCGGUCAGGCGGUGGCCGUAUAUGCCAAUGGAACCGACUACGGCUUCUACGCCUGCAACUUCUCCAGCUACCAGGACACUUUGUGUGCUCACAAUGGUCGCGAGUUGUAUGCCCGCACAUUGAUUCGGGGUGCUACCGACUUCAUCUUCGGUAUGAACGCUCAAGCGUGGUUCGAGAAAUGCGACAUCGAGGUUGUCGGAAAAGGUUACGUCACGGCGAAUGGACGCGAGAGCGAGUCUAACCCGUCUUGGUACGUCUUUAACCACGCAAACGUGUUCACGGCCAACGCCUCUUUGGUUGGCAAAGCGUACCUCGGUCGCCCGUGGCGUCCCUACUCGCGUGUUGUCUUCCAGAAUAGCGAGCUGAGUGACGUUGUGAACCCGGAAGGCUGGAAACGUUGGAACAAUGACACCAACACUGCCAACAUCUUCUACAAGGAGUUCAACAACAGCGGUCCUGGCGCGGCUAUCGACCAGCGUGUCCCCUUCAGUGGUCAGUUGAAUGAAGCUGUGGUCAUCUCGGACAUCCUCGGCGAGAACUACGGAUCGGAGUGGUGGGUUGACACCGAAUACUUGUAA
Molecule: messenger RNA, 921 nt
Organism: Phytophthora nicotianae INRA-310
Lineage: Eukaryota; Oomycota; Peronosporomycetes; Peronosporales; Peronosporaceae
Exons: 1
Coding region: 1-921 (306 amino acids)
Biological process (GO): cell wall modification
Molecular function (GO): pectinesterase activity
Source: RefSeq, a predicted model, not a curated record